Molecule: messenger RNA, 792 nt
Organism: Uncinocarpus reesii 1704
Lineage: Eukaryota; Fungi; Ascomycota; Eurotiomycetes; Onygenales; Onygenaceae
Product: protein MNN9
Exons: 1
Coding region: 1-792 (263 amino acids)
Biological process (GO): protein N-linked glycosylation; cell wall mannoprotein biosynthetic process
Cellular component (GO): mannan polymerase complex
Molecular function (GO): alpha-1,6-mannosyltransferase activity
Source: RefSeq, a predicted model, not a curated record
AUGGCCGUACGGUCGCUACGGCGUACGAAUCCCAUCACUUUCGUGCUAGCAUGUGCCCUCGCCAUCGGUUUCCUUCUUUUUAUCUUCUCUCCAAGCUCUUCUGGAGCGGUGACGUCUGCUCAAAGACAGAAUGAUGCAGCCCAGGACCCUCUAUCGCCUCCGACGAAACCAUUUCAGAAGAAGCAGCUUUUCAAGUCGAACGGUCGCCGCGUCCCCCCUCCGGUUGUCAACUAUAAUCUGAACAAUGUGACAACGACAAUGAACUCGGCGGAAAGACAUGAAAGGGUGCUGAUACUGACUCCGCUGGCUCGGUUCUACCCUCAAUAUUGGGAGAAUCUGGAGAAGUUGUCCUACCCGCAUCAGUAUAUUUCGCUAGGGUUUAUUAUUCCAAAAACGAAGGAAGGGAACGCGGCAACAUCCGCUCUACAAAAGGCUAUCACGAAGACCCAAUCCGGCCCUAUGGAUGAUAGAUUUGCGAGUAUUACGAUUUUACGGCAAGACUUUGACCCUCCCAUCCUGUCUCAGGACGAGAAGGAACGGCAUAAGCUUGCAAAUCAAAAGAUCCGUCGGGAAGCAAUGGCACGGGCCAGAAAUAGCUUGCUAUUCACGACUUUGGGCCCUAGCACUUCCUGGGUCCUAUGGCUGGAUUCCGAUAUCGUGGAGACGCCACCAGCUCUUAUCCAGGAUCUCACAAGGCACAAUAAGCCCGUCCUCGUACCGAACUGCUACCAGCGCUAUAUGAACACGGAGACAAAGCGAAUGGACAUCCGCCCUUAUGAUUAUAAUUCGUGA